Messenger RNA from Lycium barbarum (goji berry), 1463 nucleotides. Its product is annotated as serine/arginine-rich splicing factor RS2Z33-like. Gene Ontology annotation, biological process: mRNA splicing, via spliceosome. Gene Ontology annotation, cellular component: nuclear speck. The transcript has 6 exons. The record is from RefSeq and is a predicted model, not a curated record. Bases 397 to 1281 code for a protein of 294 amino acids. Lineage: Eukaryota; Viridiplantae; Streptophyta; Magnoliopsida; Solanales; Solanaceae. Gene Ontology annotation, molecular function: mRNA binding; zinc ion binding.
UUCAGUUUGAUUAUUGUGCUGUUGUGAAGAUGCCUCGUUAUGAUGAUCGGAGGGGAGAUAGCACCCGUCUCUAUGUGGGCCACUUGUCUUCACGGACCCGCUCACGUGAUCUGGAGCGUGUAUUCAGUAAAUAUGGGAGGCAUUUGCCUGGCCUGAAGGUCAAUCUUGAGAGGGUGGCCUUGGUGGAAUUGAUGGAAAGUCUUGCCGGGUUUUAGGAGACUUCGGUGAUUCUUUCUAUAAUGGCCUUGGUGGAGUCUUGCCCGGUUUUAGGAGACUUUGGUGGUCCUUUCUAUAAUGUCUUUGCGUAUUUUUAUGGAAAUUCCCAACAAUCUCAAACUGGUGUUUAGUUCGUCUUGAGGGGCAAGUGUUCAUGAAACUUCCUUGCUUAAGUAAGUAAUGAUGGCCUUACUGUUUCUGGCAAAACAUUUCCGCAGAGUACGUGAUGUGGACAUGAAGCACGACUAUGCCUUCGUAGAAUUUAGUGAUCCUCGAGAUGCUGAUGAUGCAAGAUACUAUUGUGACGGCCGUGACGUUGAUGGACGCCGCAUAAUUGUGGAAUUCGCCAAGGGAGUUCCACGGGGACCUGGCGGUUCGCGUGAGUAUCUUGGCAAAGGACCCGCUCCUGGGUCAGGCCGCUGCUUCAACUGUGGCCUUGAAGGCCACUGGGCUCGAGAUUGCAAAGCUGGGGAUUGGAAGAACAAGUGUUAUCGAUGUGGAGAGAGAGGUCAUAUAGAAAGAAAAUGCCCAAAUAGUCCUAAAAAACUCAGUAGGCGCAGUUACUCGCGGUCACCUGUUAGGUCUCGAUCGCGGUCACGCUCUCCUCGUCGAAGUUACAGCAGAAGCCGCAGCUAUAGUCUAUCAAGAUCCCCCCCACCAAAGAGAGAACGAGCCGACCAGGUGAAGCGAUCAAGAAGCUACAGUAGGAGCCCCGAGCCAAGAAAAGCAAGUCCAAGUCCUAGCCCUAGUCCUCCACCCAAGACGAGGAAGCGCAGCCCAACGCCCGAAGAGGGAAGCCCUAGCCCUAUGGAAGCAAGGAGCCCUCUUUCACCAACUAGAGAAGAAGGUGCCUAUAGCCAAAGCCCGAGAGAGAGAAGUGCAAGUCCUUUAAGUCCUAGAAGGGAUGAUAGCCCUGCUCCUCCUCGAAGGUAUGAUGACAGCCCCGCUGAAGCUAAUGGUGGAAGUGGAAGCCCAAGUCCCAACCAGAGGAACCAUGUAGAUGAUGACGAGGAUGAGGGUGAGUUUCGUAAAGAACCCUCUGGUAGAGGGAGCGAAUCGCCUUGAAAGGCACUCGUUUAUGGAAUCUACUGUAUGGAAGAAACUUGGUGGGAUGUUUCUGAAUGAAUUUUGAGCACUGGACCUUGUGAAGGCCUAAUGAGAUAUACUUGAAAGAGUUGACUUAUAUCUGUAUUUGGAUUGCAAGUUAGUACUAUACUCGGUAUAUUGAUGAUUUCUUGUUACUUUAA